Messenger RNA from Impatiens glandulifera, 1578 nucleotides. Its product is annotated as AT-rich interactive domain-containing protein 2-like. Gene Ontology annotation, molecular function: DNA binding. The transcript is spliced from 2 exons. NCBI's taxonomy places the organism in Eukaryota, Viridiplantae, Streptophyta, Magnoliopsida, Ericales, Balsaminaceae. The coding region runs from base 1 to 1578 and encodes 525 amino acids. The record is from RefSeq and is a predicted model, not a curated record.
AUGGGAAAGCAAUUGAACUUAGGGCAAGACAUCUUUGAAGAAAAACGUGAUCUUGAACAAUGGGUAGAGGGGUGUAAUGAUGCUUCUAAUUUUUCAGCUUUCAUGAAGCUUAAGAGGAUGUUUGCUGAUGUUCUGUCGUCAUUCUUAAAUGGUUUCAGUACAAAGCAUGCUUCCCUGCCCAUUCCGCCAUUGUUGGAAGAUGGGAAUGAGGUAGAUUUGUUUAAGCUUUUCUUAGUUGUGAGAGGAGAAGGUGGGUAUGAACAAAUUUCAGAAAAGAAUUCUUGGAGUGAGGCUGCUGGAGAAUGUGUUUUAGGUGAUCAAAUGGGGGAUUAUGUGAAAUUGGUGUAUGAGGAGUACUUAGUCAACUUCAAUAAGUGGUUAGAAGGAGACUUUAUCGAAGUGAAUUUAUUUGAUGAAGAGUUUAACCAACUUUCGCAAGAACUGAAGAGGGGCAUUCAAGGUUUAGUUGUUAGGAAACAAGACCCGAUCAUUAAGGAUAAAGACGAAGUUGAUUCGAGUGAGAGGAGACGUGAUCCUCAAUCUUUGUCGAAAAUGCUGGAAUGGGUGUUAAUGGCUGCGAGGAAAAUAGAUAGUCCUAAGAUUGGGAGAAUUCCUCCACCCUCACAAUGGAAGGAUUAUAGUCUCGAUAAAUUAUGGUUGCAAGCAUUGUCAGCAAGAGAAUCGUUGGUGACUAAAAGGCUUGUUCGACAUAACAUAAAGCAAACUAUAUUCCAGAAGAAGGUGAAAGUAAAUUCUUCUAUGUACGAAGAUUUUACGGAUCUCAAUCAACGGUUAAAAGAGAAGUAUAAUUGUAGCGAUAGAUUGUUUUCUUUCCCCGAGUGCCAUAUAUUUGCAUGUGACUAUCCAUGCACAUCAUCUCACGGCAGAGUUAUUAAUCACGUCGAGGCGUCUAAAAAGAGUUUUCAAAAGCUUAGAAGGACAAGGACAUAUCCUACUAAAAAGGAAGAUACUCCUAAAAUGAUUAAUUUGAAAGACCAAGGUAAGCGUAUCGGCCCGCUCUAUCAAGCUCAAAUUUUCGAGUGGACUGAAUGCACCAACUCUGAUAACACAUCCGACCCAAAAUGGCUAGGCAACACAUAUUGUGUGCCUGAAGUUGAAUUUGAUACUUAUUAUGCUGUUGGUAAAGGGAGGGGUCAUGAAAUAUGUGAAUGCGAACAACCAGGUUCAAUUUUCUGCACCAAGUUUCACAUUGCGGAGAAGAGGGUGGAACUAAAACGCCAAAUUGGCUCAUUGUUCUAUGAUUGGAAAUUUGAUAGAAUGGGUGAGGAUGUUUCGCUUUCUUGGACAAGAAUGCAAGAACAAAAUUUCAACAAUAUAGUAAAACGGAGUAAUUCAUUAACUAAGAAAUUCACGUUAAAGUUAUUUCCAAACAAAACUUGGGAAAACGUGGUAAGUUAUUAUUUUAACGUGUUCAUUCUUCGUAGUAGAAGAUUUCAGAAUCAAAUUACUUCGAAUGUGGAAGAAUUGGACAGCGACGAUGAAGGAAAAUAUGACAGCACUAUAUUUGAUGAUGGAAACAUGGAGUCACUAGAUUUUACCUUAUUUGAUAUGCCUUGA